AUGACCUGGGAAGAGGUUCGUAAGAAAUUUGGUGGCCAACAAUUCACGCCUGAAUCAAAAUAUGCUUCCUUCGUAACGCCAGUCUUCGCGACACCAGCUAGUUGGGGUGCGGCUGUGCGUUCCAGAUGGUUCUGUAUCGAGCCGCGCGACCAGCCACCAAACGCGCUGCUGCCCCAGGUUCCCUUGACGCAGUGCGCGGCUUGUCUCAAGCGGAAGCCGUACGAUGGCUACCGUGACGCCGCGGCACACCUAAGGAGCGCCCACUUCACUCAGCGCGAAGGGGAGCAUGCCGAAGACUGGCGGCUAUACCUUGUCUUGAAAGACUGGAUGAAGACGGCUGACGACCUAGAGAACCAGAACGAUGCGCCUAGAGACACAUCAGCCUGGGACGACCUCCCCCUCCCUUUGCCGCCACUUCAACAGCAAGAUGAGCCGACUUUCUCCGAUGCACUCAGUGACCUUGAUAAGGUGAAGGUCGAGUUCCACUAUCACCAGGAUGCGUUCACUGUCCAUGGUGAGUCCAUGGACUCCGGCUACCCUUCUGCAUUUGCGUCAGCAGGGCGACAGAAAGAGUCCGUCAGAGAAGGAAACGGUGAUGCCCGGACGGUCUACUCAGAUGAGGGGAGUAUAGACGGUGCUGAGUUGGACGCCUACAAGCGCGAGCUAGUUGACGACCUGGUUAAUGAAGCCCGGCGGCUGGAGGCGGAGCCCGAGGCUCUAGAAAAAGUAUUCGACGCGAUGCCGCCGCUGUUGAAGCCCUUCGCUUUGGCACUCGGCCAAUUCGGCUCUACACAGGCCCAGAGAGACGUGAUGUAUUUUGUCCACAAGUACAGGCUCGAGUUGUCCUGCCGGUUUAAGGAGUCAAUGCUGGGGUUUUGCGAGGACGACACGACGCCGGACCGGGAACGCGACCCCAUCGACAGCGAAGAGAGGUCGUCUCGCAUUAUCGAAUGGCUCGUUAGCUUGGGGGCUCCUGGGGCUGACGAAUCGGCGCCAGCUCCCGAGCCGCAAGCAGCUGCGGCGCUUCCAGAGGACGACGAGAUACGCCUGCCGGACAAGCAUGGGCUGUCCGUGGUAUUUUCCUUUGGCACCUUUACUGCAACGCGACUGGGGGAAGAGUCUCGUAAUCUCGAGGCGAACCAAGACCAGCACUUGGAAGACGUCGAUGUCAACGUCUUGAGGUCAUCUCGGCACGUAAUCGGGUGGUGCUCUGAGGUGGAUUACCUGGCUGGGGACGCUUCCGCAAACCAUGACAUUCGACGGUCCAGGCUCUCUUUCCCGGGACGGGAGUUUAAUCUCGAGAAAGUAUCCUUCUCGGUUGGCAACAUCGUCGCAGGUGGCUGUCAGUUCGCCAUCGGGAGGAAGGACUUACCUGUCAAUAUCUCAAAACAAGAUCACGGAUACCUGGCCAAGUUGCAGUGGAUUGAGCAGCGCUAUGUUGUACUGUGGGACGAGGAGGACAAGUGCGGCUGGCUCGUCAAGGGGACGAGUGCGUUGCUCCACCUCCUGCGCGCCUCGCUCAAGCACUGUCGGAACGACAAGUUCAGCUCCGAGUUUCUGUUUGACGAGAAGUUCUUCCAAGAACCGAAUGGGGAAGAGUUUGACGAGACCGUGACGUGGCCAGAUGGGCGGCAGGAGACGGUGACAAAGACACGCAACUCGUACGCAACCGUCGAGGACAGGGUGGUAGGGAUAUUUGAGAGCCUCGAGAAGCUUAUCGAUCACGAGGCACACUGCGAGGCUUCUGCAAAAGGUGUCAGUAUGAAGCCGUGGACCCGCAGCCAUCUGCAGGGCUGGGACUUUCGGGAUGUCGCGACAAACCGUGGCCCGCUCUACCUGAGGCUCACGACUCCACCAAGCUCUGGACGCGUCUUUUGGCAUAGCCCAUCCCAGCAUAGCCCGUUUGCCGCCGACGGCAAGAGCAUGGAUCCCGAAGAGUGGAAUCCAAUUCAGGAGUUGUUGCCUGCGGACUCUAAGUUUCGAGGGCUGCUCUCGCAAAUAAAGGGAUCGGAAACAGUGUACAUCGACAGCUGCCAGCACGGGGCUGUAAUCUUUGUCCACCUCAAGUCACCUAGGUUUGCCUGGCCCGACAAUGGCGGCCGGUCGCUAUCGACGAACCUGCGGUUGUUCCUUUGA
Molecule: messenger RNA, 2136 nt
Organism: Parathielavia appendiculata
Lineage: Eukaryota; Fungi; Ascomycota; Sordariomycetes; Sordariales; Chaetomiaceae
Exons: 9
Coding region: 1-2136 (711 amino acids)
Source: RefSeq, a predicted model, not a curated record